AUGGUCACAGAAAGCGUAAAUUCUCGAUAUCCGCCUCCGGCUGAGUUCGACGUGCCUGGCCGGCGCAGACCUCAUCCGCCUCACUUGGACCCUUUGACUAUCAAUCCGCGCGCCGCGCGAACGGCAAAACCCGCCCUGAGAUCUCCACAUUAUCCAACUCAUCCACCACCCGGUCAGCGAUCAAGAUCACGUUCGCCUCUUCCUCAAACCGCUCCGUACCAUCAACCUCCGUGGCCCUCAGCACAGCCUCAUCAGGCCUUCCAGGCGUACCCAGGCCCCUCGCAGGGCUCAAGGCCCGAAUGGCAACCCCCCAGACCAACCGCUCGCCAUCCCGUCCACAUCGCACCACCUGAACAACUUCCACGUCAAUGGCUGCGAGACGACGAGACGGAACGGCCUAAUCAUCGCAAAGCUCCACCCACACGAGGAGGGCUCCGCAUAUCGAUGUCCACCUCACGGCUCCACGGAAGACGGCCUCGAACCCAAGAAUCCGGCGAGCGCCCCCAGGAAUUAACCCCCGAGGGCCUGCCUCUACCGCGCUACCCGACCAAUGGACCCGCCGACGAAAGCGCAACUCGAUCAAGUGUCAAUUCGUCCGAAACUUGGCGCUCCAGCAUUGAACAAACCAGCGGGACGGAACGCAGCAGUGUCCUGACAAAAAGUAGCUCCAUAACGGAUCUUUCUCCCGAUACCCCCGAUGCGCCAUAUGGAAUGGAUACUGGCAUGAGUGUGGAAGAUGCCAUAUCCAUGUAUCUCGACGGAUUUAGUGACGUGACCGAAGAACCCGGUUCGCCAAAGUCUCACACGGGAAGCAAAGCGCCAUCAAUCACGCCCCCGCCCUCCCGCGAUACACACCUGGAUGAGUUGCACUCAAAUUUCACGUCGUUGAGCGACGUUCCACCCCUUCCGCUUCACGAUCUUUCAAUUUCCCAGAAUGCACAAGAGCGUGUUCUGCAGGACUCAGCAUUUCCGCCAAACCUUACCUACUCCGAACCCACUCCUUUACAGCCUAUACUUCCCGAAUCACCGCCUGACUUUGCGCCAUUGGAACCCACUGUGCCAGAGUAUCCACCCGAACCCGAGCCUUCUGAUCCUGUGAAACCGGACUCUCCCCCUCCUGAAGCCGCGUCGGACUCACCAGUAGCCGAUGUGCCUGAAGCGCAGACACCACGUCAACGACAGCCCUCCAAGGUAUUCAUUCCCGGAUUGGUGCCACCUCAGUUCCUUUCUGGGGUUGGUGCUCGGGAUGAAUAUGGGUUCCGAAAAGCCACACAGUAUGUGACGUUGGAUCAGCAUGAAGCUUGGAAAGGACCCUACUCCCAUCACAUGGCACAACGAAGGGACAAAUGGUGUGAAAUGCUCAAGGAAAAUGGCCUCCCGGCAACGCAGCCGGCAAAGUUUCCUCCGCAGUCUUCAAAGGUGAAGCGAUUUGUGCGCAAAGGGAUCCCUCCCGAAUUUCGGGGUGCGGCUUGGUUCUAUUAUGCCGGCGGGUACGAGCAUUUGAACCGGAACCCUGGUCACUAUGAUCAGCUUGUGGAGACGGCCAUGGCCUCGGCGAGCAAUGACGACAAGGAGCACAUCGAGCGUGAUCUUCACCGCACGUUCCCCGACAACAUUCAUUUCAAACCAGAGGCGCCUGCACCUGCCGAGAACUCCGGCAGCAGCAAUCCAAAUUACGCCAAUGUCACAACGGAGACUCAGAUGAUCCAGUCUCUCCGUCGAGUUCUGUACGCUUAUGCCUUGCAUAAUCCGAAGAUCGGAUACACCCAAUCUCUCAAUUUUAUCACAGGCAUGCUCCUUCUUUUCCUCCCCGAAGAAAAGGCAUUUUGGAUGCUUCAUAUCAUUGCCGCAGACUUCCUGCCUGGAACCCACGAGAUCAGUCUUGAAGGUGCCAACAUCGACCUUUGGAUUCUCAUGGUUCUCCUUCGGGAUUCUAUGCCGGGCAUAUAUACUAAGAUCGCUGCGAUGGGAGGAACCCCGUCUGGACGGGGCAAGAUGCCUCCACUCACCGUCAACUCUCGCUUGCCCGAUAUCACACUCGGUUUGACCAACUGGCUCAUGUCGGUCUUCAUCGGUACCUUGCCGCUUGAAACCACCUUGCGCGUGUGGGACGUGUUUUUCUACGAAGGAUCGAAAACUUUCUUCCGGGUGUCUUUGGCUAUCUUCAAAGCAUGCGAACGAGACAUCCUUGGCGUCACCGAUCCGAUGGAAGCCUUUCAAAUCGUACAAACCGUCCCGAAGAAGCUGCUCGACGCCAACGCCCUAUUAGAUGAAUGCUUCGUGCGACGGCAUCGGGUCGGGCAAGGGCGCAUCGAGGAGCUUCGCGCAUUACGACGGACCGCUGUUCGACAAGAAAAGCUGCGACGAUCGGUGGCCUUUAGCAAAGGCCAGCUCCACUCGGGAACCGACGACUUCACCGGUCGUGCGCGCACACCGGUGCCCGGGAUUGAGCACCGCGUGGUCGGCUCUUGGCGUCACUUGAAACAACAUGCAUUCCGCUGA
This is a messenger RNA of Penicillium olsonii, 2502 nucleotides long. The record is from the annotation of a GenBank genome assembly. Lineage: Eukaryota; Fungi; Ascomycota; Eurotiomycetes; Eurotiales; Aspergillaceae.